Molecule: messenger RNA, 729 nt
Organism: Miscanthus lutarioriparius
Lineage: Eukaryota; Viridiplantae; Streptophyta; Magnoliopsida; Poales; Poaceae
Source: the annotation of a GenBank genome assembly
AUGGGUGACGCCGCCUCCGGCCGCGGCCACGUCGUUUACCCUCCCCGCUCCGCCGAGGACAUCUUCAAGGACUACCGCGCCCGCCGCUCCGCCAUCCUCCGCGCCCUCACUCACGAUGUCGAGGACUUCUACGCGCAGUGCGAUCCAGACAAGGAGAACCUGUGCCUGUACGGCUACGCGAACGAGGCGUGGGAGGUGGCGCUGCCGGCGGAGGAGGUGCCCACGGAGCUGCCGGAGCCCGCGCUGGGGAUCAACUUCGCGCGCGACGGGAUGAACCGCCGCGACUGGCUUGCGCUCGUCGCCGUCCACUCCGACUCCUGGCUCCUCUCCGUCGCCUUUUACUAUGCCGCUCGGCUCAAUCGUAAUGACCGGAAGCGCUUAUUUGGUAUGAUUAAUGAAUUGCAAACUGUUUUUGAAGUUGUCUCUGGUGCAAGACAACAACAAUCUAAAGAGCGGUCCAGUAUGGACAAUGGUGGUAGAUCCAAGCCUGCAAAGAUAGAAAAUAAUGGAAAAGACACAGACGAAGCAUAUGGAGAAGAUGACAGUGAUCACGGUGAAACCCUAUGCGGAACCUGUGGUGGGAUAUACAGUGCGGAUGAGUUCUGGAUUGGGUGCGACAUGUGCGAGAGGUGGUACCAUGGCAAGUGUGUCAAGAUAACUCCCGCCAAGGCGGAGAGCAUAAAGCAUUACAAAUGCCCGAGCUGCAGCUCCAAGAGGGCGAGGCAGUAG